CGGCGGAGCGGCGCGGGGCGGCCGCAGCGCGGCGGGUUCGAAUCCCGGCGGCGCCGCGCCUGCCAUGAACUUCUCGGAGCCCUUCAAGCUCUCGGGGCUCUUGGGCCGCUUCUCCCCCGACGGGAAAUGCCUGGCCUCGUGUGUGCAGCACCGUUUGUUGGUUCGGGAUGCCAGCUCACUGCAGAUCCUCCACCUCUACACCUGUGUGGAUCAGAUCCAGUACCUGGAGUGGUCCUCAGACUCCCUGUUCAUCCUGUGUGCCAUGUACAAGCGGGGCGUUGUCCAGGUCUGGUCCCUGGAGCAGCCGGACUGGCACUGUAAGAUCGACGAGGGCUCCGCGGGAUUGGUGGCUUCAUGCUGGAGUCCGGACGGGCGUCACAUCCUCAACACCACCGAGUUCCAUCUGCGAAUCACAGUGUGGUCUUUGUGCACCAAGUCUGUGUCUUACAUCAAGUAUCCCAAAGCAUGCCAGCAAGGGGUGGCUUUCACCAAGGACGGGCGGUACAUGGCCGUGGCGGAGCGGCGCGACUGCAAGGAUUUCAUCAGCAUCUUCGUGUGCAGAAGCUGGCAGCUCCUCAGGCAUUUUGACACUGAAACCCAGGAUCUGUUUGGGAUUGAAUGGGCUCCCAAUGGCUGUGUGCUGGCAGUGUGGGACACGUGCCUGGAGUACAAGGUGCUGCUGUACUCCCUUGAUGGGCGGCUGCUCUCCUCCUACCGUGCCUACGAGUGGCCCCUGGGCAUCAAAUCCAUUGCCUGGAGUCCCAGCAGCCAGUUCCUGGCCAUUGGCAGCUUUGAUGAAAAGGUGCGUAUCCUGAACCACGUGACGUGGAAGAAGAUCACAGAACUUGAGCAUCCAGCAACCAUUGCCAGCAAACAGACUAUUGUGUAUAAAGAAGUGGAGAAAUCCCCAACUGUUGGCACAGAGAGACUUUCUUUCCCUCCAACAAGAGAAUUGGCUAGUUCUCUCUUCAGCACACAGAGUAAAUAUGACAUUUCCCAGGUGCCAGUUUCUUUACAGUACAUCAAACCAGUUGCUGACAGGGCAAAUCCCAAAGUGGGAGUUGGGAUGUUGGCCUUCAGUGCAGAUAACUGUUUCCUGGCAACCAAAAAUGAUAACAUUCCCAACGCUGUGUGGAUCUGGGACAUCAGGAAGCUGAAGCUGGCAGUGGUGUUGGAGCAGCUGUGCAGCAUCCAGUGUUUCCAGUGGGACCCCUGCCAGCCCCGCCUGGCUGUGUGCACGGGCAGCAGCAGAGUGUACCUGUGGUCCCCAGCUGGCUGUGUUGUCGUGCAGGUGCCUGGGGAAGGUGACUUCCAGAUCACGUCUCUCUCCUGGCAUUCCAGUGGGGACUCCAUGCUGCUCCUGAGUAAGGACAACUUCUGUGUGUGUUACUUGGAAAGAGAAGAGGUAAAAUAAAAUAACUAAAAUGCAUUAAAACUGCUCCCAAGUCUGAGGAAGAAAGAGGAAAGGAGUGAAAAUCUGUUGCCCAGUCUGAAGUGUUUGUAUUUAUAAGUUAUUUAUUUGAAGGAGCUCCAAGCUCAGUGUGUGGAAUACUGUGACUGCAUUUGAAUGAAGUGAUGUAGCAAGUGAAAUGUAAGGAAUGAGUGUCUAUUGCAAGAAAACCUGAAUCUUGAGGGAGUUGAUCUUUUUCAACUCUGAACCCUUAUUUUCUAAAACUGUAGCUCUGUGUAUAUAUAAUGUAUAGCUGUUAUUUAAAUUUUCUAUUUCCAAUAAAUAUUUUGAUAGUUACAAACUAUAAACCUGCA
Messenger RNA from Lonchura striata (white-rumped munia), 1764 nucleotides. RefSeq names its product WD repeat containing, antisense to TP73 (gene WRAP73). The record is from RefSeq and is a predicted model, not a curated record. Gene Ontology annotation, biological process: microtubule anchoring at mitotic spindle pole body. Gene Ontology annotation, molecular function: protein binding. NCBI's taxonomy places the organism in Eukaryota, Metazoa, Chordata, Aves, Passeriformes, Estrildidae. Gene Ontology annotation, cellular component: microtubule organizing center; MWP complex.